Triticum turgidum subsp. durum (durum wheat) is the source of this 1557-nucleotide messenger RNA. The record is from the annotation of a GenBank genome assembly. NCBI's taxonomy places the organism in Eukaryota, Viridiplantae, Streptophyta, Magnoliopsida, Poales, Poaceae.
AUGGAUCUUUCCAUGGCUACCGGCCCGGAAGACUCCCUCCUCCUGCUCCUCCUCCCGGCUACCACCCUGCUCCCACCGCUGCUCGCCGUGCUCCUCCUCGCCGCCUCACUCCUGUGGCUCUCACCGGGCGGUCCGGCGUGGGCCUUGUCCCUCUGCCGUGUCCCGCCGCCAGGCCCACCGGGCGUGGUCACCGCGCUCUCCAGCCCCGUGGCGCACCGCGUCAUGGCGGCGCUGUCCCGCUCUGUCCAUGGCGGUGCGGCAUUGAUGUCCUUCUCCGUCGGCCUCACCCGCGUCGUCGUGUCGAGCCGGCAAGAUACGGCGCGUGAGAUACUCGUCAACCCGGCGUUCGGCGACCGCCCCGUGAAGGACGCGGCGCGCCACCUUCUCUUCCACCGCGCCAUGGGCUUCGCCCCGUCGGGCGACGCGCACUGGCGUGCCCUCCGCCGUCUCGCCGCGGCGCACCUCUUCGGCCCGCGCCGCGUGGCGGCCUCCGCACCCCACCGCUCCUCUAUUGGGACGCGCAUGCUCGGCGACGUCGCCUCCCUCAUGGCCCGCCACGGCGAAGUCGCCCCUCGGCGGUUCCUGCACGCGGCGUCCCUAAACCACGUCAUGGCCGUCGUCUUCGGCAAGCGCUACGACGACUUCACAAGCCAAGAAGGCGCCCUCGUUGAGGAGAUGGUAAACGAAGGGUACGACCUCCUCGGCACGUUCAACUGGGCAGAUCACCUGCCAUUCCUCAAGUGGCUCGAUCUCCAGGGCGUGCGCCACCGGUGCAACAGGUUAGUCCGGCAGGUGGAGGCGUAUGUCGGUAACAUCAUUCAGGAGCACAAGGCGAGGCGCGCCAGCGGGUCAGGCAUUGCGGAUGAGCUCUCCGGCGACUUCGUCGAUGUGCUCCUCGGCCUCGACGGAGAAGACAAGAUGUCAGAGUCCGACAUGAUCGCCGUCCUUUGGGAGAUGAUCUUUAGAGGGACGGACACGGUGGCGAUCCUGAUGGAGUGGAUCAUGGCGAGGAUGGUGGUGCACCCGGAGAUCCAGUCGAAGGCCCGGGCGGAGCUGGACGCCGUGGUGGGGCGGGGCAGGGCAGUGACGGAGGACGACGUGGCGAGGCUCCCCUACAUCCAGUGCAUCGUCAAGGAGACGCUGCGCAUGCACCCGCCGGGCCCGCUCCUCUCGUGGGCGCGGUUGGCCGUGCACGACGCGCACGUCGGCGGCCACCUCGUCCCGGCCGGCACGACGGCGAUGGUGAACAUGUGGGCCAUCGCGCACGACGCGGCGGUGUGGCCCGAGCCGGAGCAGUUCCGGCCGGAGCGGUUCAUGGAGGAGGAGGUGAGCGUGCUGGGCAGCGACCUCCGGCUGGCCCCGUUCGGCGCCGGGCGGCGCGUGUGCCCCGGCAAGAUGCUGGCCCUCGCCACCGUCCACCUCUGGCUGGCGCAGCUGCUGCACCGGUUCGAGUGGGCGCCGGCGACCUCGACCUCGGGGCGCGUCGACCUGUCAGAGCGCCUCAAGAUGUCGCUGGAGAUGGCCACGCCGCUGGUGUGCAGGGCCGUGGCUCGCUAG